AUGCUGUCAAUCCUGCCUGAUUUCGUAACACUCAACACACUGUCUCGCCUUGAACACCAGAUCUCGCUAUCUCGACCCCCGACUUAUUAUGGCCACGACCCAGCUGCAGUCAAUACGACGCUGGUCAAAAGCCUGUUAUUGCGAGCUAAAAACGGGUUUUUGGAUGCAGAAGGGGUCGGUAAGGCCUACAAGGCUCGUCUUACCGAGUAUCAAAGUGACCCACGUUUCAGUGUGACUGACAGUCACUUGACUCAAGCGUUCACGGAAGGAUCGUUUUUGCUUUUGAUUUUCGGCGCUAAUCGUGAUGAUCGCAUUUCUGUGGAAGAUGCUCGAUCCUUCCUCGUCGAUGAAAAGUUUCCAGACAAUUGGAAACCUUCACCUACUCCAGUCACACUUGGAGAAGCACGAGCCAUAGCCAAAGACAUUCGAGGCUUUGCGACGUAA
Messenger RNA from Plasmopara halstedii, 444 nucleotides. Its product is annotated as Chloroperoxidase. Gene Ontology annotation, molecular function: peroxidase activity. The transcript has a single exon. Bases 1 to 444 code for a protein of 147 amino acids. The record is from RefSeq and is a predicted model, not a curated record. NCBI's taxonomy places the organism in Eukaryota, Oomycota, Peronosporomycetes, Peronosporales, Peronosporaceae.